AUGCGUGGGUACGAAAUCAGUUAUAUAAUGAUGAAUCAUUUGCGAGAUACUACAUAUGAUUUUGAAAUCGGCAACACGAUCGCUCAACGUCAUAAUGCUACCUUUAAACAGAAAGAGGAAUUUGUUUCAAAAACUUGCUUGGACUUUGAGCAAACUCCUGUGUAUUUAGGAGCAUCUCGAUACAUUCCACUGCCGGACACGAGUGAGUUAUGUUUCAUGGUACCAAAGAGCGCUCCGAAGUCGGUGUUUUUGGUGUUACUCGAUCCUUACGAUCGCUACAGUUGGAUCGCGUUCGGAUUGAUUCUCGUCGCGAUAUCGCUGGUGUUGUAUUGGUUCAGUAAGUCUUCACGACACUCCAAUAUCAUAUUUAUUGUAUUGGAGAUGUUGAUGAUUGUACUGAAUGGACCUACGCAUGAGCUAGUUGAACGAUUUGAACGAUUUGUUGUAGGACUGUUCAUGUUACUAAGCAUAGUAGUGAUUUCCAGCUAUCAAUCACUGGUGAUUUCGUUCAUUUCCUCACCGCGCUAUGAUCCACAGUUGGACACAUUCGAUGAUAUUAAUGACACUUGUCUGUUUAUGCACGAUUUAAGUUUAACUAAUAUGGGAUACAACUUUAAAAAUAUUCACUAUACGUAUGAGAUCUUCAAAUCAUUUGAGAUUAUGUGGAAAGCUAAGUACUGUGCGAUCAUUACCUGUACCGAGGCAAAUUACAUCAUGGCGCAUAUCGGUGCAGUGGACCGACUCGAAACAUUAAACUCUGGAACGACAUUAGUAUACAAUGAGAAGCAGUGGAAACACAUAAAACAAAGACUUACAUACUUCCGCUACUCGAAGGCUCGUGUCCAUUCAAUGAUGGCUAUGUACCGUGUAGCCGAAGAAUCUCCUGUUUAUCAUAAUUUAGCCUUUUACACACAGGCGUUUAUCGAAGGACGAUUGGAGUACUUUCCGGUGCUGAAGAAAAGUAUACCUUUACCACGUGAUAUUUUGGAAGACACUGUAAAGUCGAUUAGUGUGAAGAAGACGAACUUGGAGGAUUUACUGGUUGCCUGGUUUCUGUACUGCUUAGGUAUACUGCUGAGCGUUGUGAGUUUUAUUGCAGAGGAAUUAGCGUUGUGCAAGCGAAAUAUCAGAAAAAGAACCAUUGAAAAUAACACUAAAGCAAAUAGAUCACAAUAA
Anopheles marshallii is the source of this 1176-nucleotide messenger RNA. RefSeq lists its product as uncharacterized. The coding region runs from base 1 to 1176 and encodes 391 amino acids. Lineage: Eukaryota; Metazoa; Arthropoda; Insecta; Diptera; Culicidae. The record is from RefSeq and is a predicted model, not a curated record. The transcript has 2 exons.